Colletotrichum lupini is the source of this 411-nucleotide messenger RNA. RefSeq lists its product as uncharacterized. Lineage: Eukaryota; Fungi; Ascomycota; Sordariomycetes; Glomerellales; Glomerellaceae. The coding region runs from base 1 to 411 and encodes 136 amino acids. The transcript has a single exon. The record is from RefSeq and is a predicted model, not a curated record.
AUGUUUCCGUACUCCCUACAGAUUCUUUGUCUUCUUCUCUUUCUCACUCUUCCCAAGCUCUGUCCUAAUCCCCACCCCAUCAAGCCCGCCUUCCCUCUCCGCUUGUGGAGCAGACGAUUCGCGCCAACGUCCACGGGUCGGGGGGUAAGGUCUCCACCGAUGCGUGCUUUGGAGGCGCUGCAGACGCUACAGAUGCCACGGACUUGCUGCAGCUCCAGGGUUCACCUUUGCAAGAAAAUACUUCCAACUUGUCGAGGCAAGGCAAGGGCCCUGCAUGUAGUGUACGGAGUAGGUAGUGUAUGGUGUGGGCGGUGCCUUGGUGCUUCGGGCUGCCUGAUGCCGACUCCUCCGCUGGCCCGUGUCCCCGUUCCCAAUGCCCAACGGCAGCCCCGAUCAUGCUUCUCCUUGUAG